AUGUUGGAAGCAAAGUCUGAUUACAACCGGUCAAUUUUAGAUUAUUUAAAUGAGGACUGCUGGCGCGUCGUGCUAAACUAUGUUCCAAUCCUGGAUAUAAUACGAACCGAGCGAGUUAGCCGGCGGUGGCAACGCGCUGUGCUGAUUUAUUUGCGAGGAAUCCGUUUCCGUAUAAUUUCCGUCGAUGAGGAAUAUGAGGAAAAGAAGAACAAUAUUGAAUCCCAUUCUUUUAUACGCAGUUUGAUAUUGUCAUGGUAUGGUCGUGGUAAUAAAAACUAUGAUUCAUUCGCAAAGUGGACUAACAAACUAGGUGCGUCAGUUGUGGCUACUUACUGCAAAGAUCUCGAGACUUUAAAAAUAAUGAAAGCACACUGUCCUAAUUUGGAAGCUCUAACAUUGCUCCAUGUGUAUUACCUACCUGAGUCCAGAGAGGAAAUAACCCCUUAUACUCUUAAGGAAGACUUCAAAUGCCUGAAAAAAGUUUGUUUCAAUGGAAGUCACGCUUCAGACGAAUACGUUAGCCAAUUCAUGGGUGACAGAGCUUUGGAAGAAUUAGAAUUCAAAAGUUGUUAUGAGAUCACUGGUCAAUGUUUGAAUAUUGUAAACAUAUCAAAGUUAAAGUCUCUUGUUUUUGAUAUAUGCUAUAACCUAAAGUCUCAGCACAUUAUUUCAGCUAUGAGCCAACUAAAUGAGCUGACUAAGCUGGUGCUGAAUGAUGUUCCUAGUGAAUUAUGUAGUGAUAUUCAGUUAGUGCUGAAUAAACUGGCCAAAUUAGAAUGGUUAGAAAUAAAUGAAACUACAGGUUGUGUAUAUAGCCAUGCAAGAACAGAUCAGCCUAGUCUCUUACAUGUUGAGCCUCUUUGUCAACUGGGUAACUUGAAGUACCUAAGUAUAGGUAUUAAAGUUACUGAUAAUGUUAUUGAAACCGUAACAGAGGGCUGCAAAGAGCUAACACGACUUGAGUUGUCUAAUUGCGAGGAUCUCAGCUCACAGGCUGUGAGGGCAAUUUGUCAAAAUGCAGGAGUGAGGCUUACCACACUUGGGUUGCAUGCCUUUGACUCUCUUACUGAUGAUGAUGUGGUAUUGUGCAUAAGUGGUUGUCCCAAGCUCACAUGCCUGUCCAUAAGUGGCACAGAUGAGUUAACACCAGCUCUACUUGCACGGGCAGCUGCUGUUCGAGGUACCCUGCACCAGCAGCAUCGCUUGCACUUUAUCAUCAGAAACACUAAUCUGAGUUUCUGUCGUAAAGAGAUACAGACAGACUACGAAAACCUGAUUCUGGAGAUUGAUUAACAAAAUAGAGAACUUAAAGGGGCAGUUUUAGAAAAUGCAUGGCACAUCUCUUUAGAUUAUAAUUAAUGAUCUAAAAACUUAAUUAGUUACUGACAAUCUGGCAUAACUCACACCCAGGGCCGGAUUAAGGGUAGAGCGAGUGGAGCGGCCGCUCUAGGCGCCGAAUGGUAAGGGGGGCGCCGAAAUCGUCAUUACGUGGGCGCACACAUAGUCUAAAUUGGCGAGAGGAGCCGGGAUCGAAUUUUGUUUAGCUUGUUAAAGUCUAGAUUUGUGAUUCUGAUUAUCUGAAAAGUUGCACCACAAUGCCAAAAUGUACAACAUUCAUAAGGUGGGAGCUGUUGCUAGGGCGCCGUGAAAGAUGAUUCUAAUAGCUCUUGACGAACCACGUUGUUGCGACGCCGAGCGACAAAGUUACGUCGCUAUCCAAAUGACAUGACCGACAAUCCAAAGCGGAGUCCCUCUUAAAGCCAGAGGCGCAAAACGUCUCAGAGGGGCGCAAUUUUGUAUGAAUCAAAGGAGCGUAAGCGUGAUGAUGAACGAACUUCUAAUCACUAGGAAACCGAAGGGCACAUGGCAAACCACCGAUACCCAUUAUGGCAUCCCGACGCUGACUACCGAGUUACUGUGGCCUAAUUAAUUCUUAGUGUUAU
Molecule: messenger RNA, 1943 nt
Organism: Leguminivora glycinivorella
Lineage: Eukaryota; Metazoa; Arthropoda; Insecta; Lepidoptera; Tortricidae
Exons: 2
Coding region: 1-1293 (430 amino acids)
Biological process (GO): SCF-dependent proteasomal ubiquitin-dependent protein catabolic process
Cellular component (GO): SCF ubiquitin ligase complex
Molecular function (GO): protein binding
Source: RefSeq, a predicted model, not a curated record